This is a messenger RNA of Jaminaea rosea, 3750 nucleotides long. RefSeq lists its product as hypothetical. The transcript has 9 exons. The record is from RefSeq and is a predicted model, not a curated record. Lineage: Eukaryota; Fungi; Basidiomycota; Exobasidiomycetes; Microstromatales. Gene Ontology annotation, molecular function: carbohydrate binding; alpha-mannosidase activity. Gene Ontology annotation, biological process: oligosaccharide catabolic process; mannose metabolic process. Gene Ontology annotation, cellular component: fungal-type vacuole membrane. The coding region runs from base 108 to 3482 and encodes 1124 amino acids.
CUCGUCUCUCGUCAUCCUCGUGUCCCCUCCCCUUCUCUCCUCACUACCACGGCUCAGACUGCCUUUGCUCCUCUGUGCCUCAGACCGCCAUUCCCAACCCCGUUACCAUGCCACCGACCCCUCAGCUCCCCCGACUCGCGUCAUCUGCCCAUCGCCCUGUUCGAGGACUGUCGAUCCGUAGCCAAGACGAGAGGCGCCUGCCCGACUUCGUUGGCGGUCAAUAUGCCGCCUACAAUCUGUCUUCUGUCCUCUUCGAGGAUCGCACCGACGAUGCGAGCGCAAUUGCCCUCUACCGCUGGUCGCCGCCAGCAGGAGAAAAGCCUUCUUUCUCUGAAGCCGUAAAGCACAAGUUUGAGAAGGCUAGCAAGGGCGAUCUCAUGGGUCCGUCGUGGUCCAAUCAUUGGUGCAAGCUCGACAUUGCUGUACCAGCCAAGUGGCAGGACAAGGAAUGGGUUGAGCUCGAGUUUGACCCCUCAUGUGAGGGGAUGAUCUUCGACGUCAAUGGCAAAGCCCUUCAAGGCAUCACCGGCGGAGGUGACAUGAGGCGCGUCGACUUCCCUCUCAAGGGCUCGCACAAGACGAAGCCUUUCACUCUCUACAUCGAAUGCAGCUGCAAUGGCAUGUUUGGCGUGCCAAGCGACCAUACUGGGGACCCGGAUCCUAAUAGGUCCUUCAGACUUGAGUCAUGCGAUAUUGUCGUGAAGCGCCCGCAGGCGUGGAGACUCUUGUGGGACUGGGAAGUCCUGCGAGGAUGCGUCAACGAGAUGCCCAAGGACGGUGUUCUGCAGAACAAGGCGCUGUGGGUCUGCAACAAGAUCAUGUCUACCUUCCGCCGCAACGACCUCAAGACGAUCGACCAGUGCAGGAAGAUCGCUGAGGAGGUCCUGGGCACAGACUGGGAGAGGAGCGACAUCUACGCAGCAAAGAAGAGCGAGGUCAACGACGACAAAGAUGCGCUAGUCUGGUCUCUUGGUCACACCCACAUCGACACAGCAUGGCUCUGGCCUUUCAGCGCUACACAACAGAAAGUCGCUCGUUCCUGGUCGACGCAGCUCGACCUUCUCGAGCGCUACCCAGAGUACAAGUUCACCGCAUCCAGUGCGAUCCAAUUCCAAUGGCUCGAACAGCUCUACCCCGAGCUCUUCGAACGCGUCAAGAAGCAAGUCGAAGCCGGCCGCUUCGUCCCCAUCGGGGGGACGUGGGUCGAGAACGAUGCCAACAUGCCCAGCGGGGAGGCUUUCGCAAGGCAAUUCGUGUAUGGACAGCGCUACUUUAAGAGUCGCUUCGGGAAAGACUGCGACAUUUUCUGGCUCCCCGACACCUUUGGCUACAACGCUCAGAUUCCGCAGCUCGCGAGGGGAGCAGGAUGCCAGUCUUGGCUCACUCAGAAACUUAGCUGGUCGUCGACGAACACUUUCCCUUCGAACUCAUUCGUAUGGGUCGGCCUGGAUGGUUCUCAGAUCAUGACCCACAUGCCCCCGGCUGACAAGUACGACAGCCGCGCUGGUGUCGACGAUAUUCGCCGGUCUGUGACGAACAAUAAGAACCUUGGCGUGCAGCCCAAGGCGCUGCUACUCUUUGGCUUUGGAGACGGCGGAGGCGGGCCCACUGCUCCCAUGCUUGAGAGCUUCCGCCGAGCCCGUGCUAUCCACAAUGCUGGCUUCACCGAGAUGCCCAAGCUUGCUCAUAAGACCGCUGGCAGUUUCUUUGACAAUAUCCUCGAAGCCACGGAGCUCGGUGAGCGAUUGCCCACCUGGCAGGGAGAGAUCUAUCUCGAGUUCCACCGUGGCGUUCAAACCUCCCACGGGUCGAUCAAGAAAUGGAAUCGCAAGCUCGAGAUUCUCUUGCACAACGUCGAAUGGGUUGCCACUUGCGCGAGUCUGCAGGGCAAGUACACCUACCCCAAGAGCGAACUAGACAGUCUUUGGGAGCCUCUCCUUCAGUGCCAAUUCCACGAUGUCCUCCCUGGCAGCUCGAUCCGGCUCGUCUACGAUGAUGCAGAGAAGAUCUACGCCGACAUCGACCGUCGCGCUAAGAAGCUGCUAGCCGAUGCCUCUCAUCACCUCCCUCAGACGGACGGCGUCGUCAGCAUCAACACCCUCGGCAUCCCCCGUCGCGAGCUCGUGGAGGUCUCCAUCAACGAGAAGUCAUCGCAUGAGGCCGAGGCUUUGCGUCGUGCUGCCGUACAAGUCUCUGGCCACGGCGACUCGGCCUUCCUGCUCAUGGAGGAUCUCGGCGCUGACGGCCGGCUCAUGAGCUGCCCCUCACCGGCGACUGUCAUGCGAGGCAUCGAAGCUGUGUCCAUCAACGAAGACGGCAAUGGUUCGUUCACGAUGCGCAGUUCCAACAUCUCGAUCAAGGUUGCUCACGGCCGAAUCGCGUCCAUCUACGACAUCGGCGAGGGGCGAGAGCUUAUCGCUCCCGGGCGUACUGCAGGCCUCAGCAUUGCCGAGGACUAUAGUGCUCAGUUUGACGCAUGGGAAUUGGAAUCGUAUUCAUUGGACACGAUGGAGGAGAUUCGCUUUGAUCGCUGCAAGAUUGCCGAGCGGGGCCCAUGGAGAGCCAGUAUGGUCCUCGAAGCCUCUUUUGGCAAGAGCAAGGCAUCCAUCAUCCUCAGCCUCGACGCCGUCCCGGCCACCGCCGUGCAGGGAGGCAAGAGUGGUAGCGAUGCACGCUCCCUCAUCCGCUUCGACGCCGAGGUUGAUUGGCAGGAGAAGCACCGCUUUCUCCGCUUCGAGGUGCCAACUUCCUUGCAGAGUGAGACGGCAUCCUUUGAGACGCAAUUUGGAGUCACGAAGAGGCCUACGACGAGAAACACGACGUGGGAGGCUGCCAAAUUCGAGGUGGCUGCGCACAAGUUCUGCGACCUCUCCGAGGCAAAUUACGGGCUUUCCAUCCUCAAUGACUGCAAGUACGGCCACUCGGCCGAGGGGGGGACGCUACGCUUGUCCUUGCUCAAGGCUGCAACGUACCCUGACGCCCAUCAGGAUGAAGGCAAGCACACCUUUUCCUUUGCCAUCUACCCUCACGUCGGCGCACUCGGUAGCGACGUCGUGACCGCCGCUCGCAUCUUCAACAACCCCGUCGAGGUGAGCGACUUGUCUGCUCUCAGGCCUGCAUCGGUCGGCGGGGCGAGCAAGGCAGAGGCCCCCUUCAGUAUCGAGAACUGCGGCAAAGAGUGCACCGUCGUCCUGGACACCAUGAAGCGCGGCGAGGAAGACUUUGACUACUACAAGUCCAAGGGCUCCGGCCGUACGACGGUCGUGCUGCGACUCUACGAGUCACUCGGCGCGCACGCAGAGGUGAUGCUCAAGAGCUCGUCCAAGCUCGACGUCAACAAGCUGGUGGUCACUAAUCUUCUAGAAGACGCGGAGGAAGACAGCGUACUGGAGCAGUGGGAGACGGAGGAUGGAGGAGCUAGCGUAAUGCUGACCUUCCGACCAUUCGAAGUCAAGACGAUCAAGGCUGUUCUUGCGGCAUAGGCGGCCUUGAAGCAUCACGUGCGCUGCAGGUGUAGCGCUGCUUGUGUAUACGCGCGAUUGGCAACGAAUCACAACUUCAUCUACUUUCGCUUGACUUGAGUUUGAUGGCGAUGCCAGCCAGUUGUCGAGCUCCUCGCCUUUGCCGGACGUCUACGGGCAUGUCUCGGCGGAACGUGACGUCUGCCAUCCGCCUUCCCCUUCCUGCCGGAGGCCUGCUCAUCAUCUCUCCAUGGCGCAGACACUAUUCUGCCGGCUCCUGAUUCCAUUU